Dermatophagoides farinae (American house dust mite) is the source of this 3547-nucleotide messenger RNA. RefSeq names its product glutamate receptor ionotropic, kainate 2. Gene Ontology annotation, cellular component: membrane. Gene Ontology annotation, molecular function: signaling receptor activity; ligand-gated monoatomic ion channel activity. Lineage: Eukaryota; Metazoa; Arthropoda; Arachnida; Sarcoptiformes; Pyroglyphidae. The record is from RefSeq and is a predicted model, not a curated record. Gene Ontology annotation, biological process: monoatomic ion transport.
AGGAUGGGAUAUAUUCAUUUUUGAGUGUUUGUUUUUGUUUGAUCAUUAUUAUUAGGCCAGAGAUUAGAAUUUUAACGACAAUUUUUCAUUUUUUUUCCUUUGUUAAUUUUUUUUAUUCGUUUUCUUGGUGAUCAUUUGAAAUAGGAUUCAAAAGUAAAAGAAAAAUUUCCUUGUUGCAAUAUAUAGAAUAUAAAUCAGAUAGAAAAAAAAGAUGAACACGAUUCAAUUGCCUUGCUGUUUCCUAACAACAUUUAUUACCAUUAUAAUUAUAAUUAAUAUAUCAAUAAUUAAACUAUCCAUCAUACAUUGUUUGCCAUCAACCAUACAAGUUGGAGGUCUAUUCACACCGGAACAACGUGAAGAAGAAUUUAUAUUCCGUUUAGCCGUAAAUAAUAUUAAUGAAGAUCCAACCAUAUUAUCACGAACAAAAUUAGUAGCUCAAGUAAAAUCUAUUGAUUAUUUUGACAGUUUUCAUGCGAAUAAAAAAGUCUGCGAUCUUCUUGAAAAAGGUGUCGUAGCAUUAUUCGGUCCACUUGGCUAUUCACCAAGUUCAGCUCAUACACAAUCAAUUUGUGAUGCAUUAGAAAUACCACAUAUUGAAACACGUUGGGAUUUUAAAUUACAUCGUGAUGAUUUAUCCAUUAAUCUUUAUCCACAACCAUCCGUAUUAUCGGCUGCAUAUGUUGAUCUAGUCAAAGCAUGGAAUUGGGAUACAUUUGCUAUUGUUUAUGAAAACAAUGAAGGAAUCAUACGGUUACAGAAUUUUUUUAAAGAUGCGCAAAAAUGUAAUUGGAAAAUCAAGCUAUAUCAAUUCGAAACGGAUCGACCAUAUCGAGAUACAUUCUGGGAGGUGAACAAAGCUAAAGUGAAAAAUAUUAUUCUUGAUGUUAAACGUGAAAAUCUACUGCUUGUACUUCGUCAUGCACAACAAGUUGGAAUGAUGACUGAAUCUCAUAGUUAUUUGAUAACAUCUCUCGAUCUUCAUACGAUGAAUUUAGAGGAUUUUAAAUUUGGUAGAACAAAAAUAACAUCCUUGCGGAUUGUAGAUGAUUAUAGUCCAGAAUUAGUGAAUAUCAUGCAAAAUUGGACUGAAUUGACUAAAAAUAUGCAUAUGUAUGAUUUGGAUAAACCGAAUAGUAUUUUGACUGAAUCGGCAUUAAUUUAUGAUGGAAUUCGUCUUUUAUCGACUGCGUUACAAGAUUUAGAUCAAAGUCAAUCGGUUGAUGGUAUACAACCAAUUUCUUGUUAUAGUGGCACUCCAUGGCUUUAUGGUAGUUCAUUAAUUAAUUAUAUGCGUCCAGUUGCAUUUCGUGGCAUUACAGGCUUGGUUGAUUUCGAUCAAUUGGGUUAUCGAACUAGUUUUUCAUUAGAUGUAAUGACAAUAACUAUUGAUGGUUUUAUGAAGAUUGGUGAAUGGAAACAGACAUCAUCACCCAAUGAUACAAGCCUUACAACGUAUGAACAAUGGAGUGAUCAUUAUUCGGCAAUUUCAAUGCAGAAUAUAUCGUUAAUUGUGACGACAAUCAUCAGUGAACCAUAUACAAUGCUCAAAGAAUCGGCUGUCGAACGUAGUGGUAAUGAACAAUUCGAAGGUUUCGCUGUUGAUCUUAUUGAAGAAUUAUCACGAUUAAUGGGAUUCAAAUAUCGUUUUAAACUUGUAUCAGAUGGUGCUUAUGGUAUUAAAGAUGAAAAAGGUGAAUGGAAUGGCAUGAUUGGUGAAUUAAUACGUAAUGAAUCCGAUAUUGCGAUUGUUGAUCUAACGAUUACAUCAAAACGAGAGGAAGCUGUCGAUUUUACACAGCCAUUCAUGAAUACAGGCAUCAGUAUAUUGUUUAAAAAACCAACAACAAAAGUUACCACAUUAUUUUCAUUUUUAUCGCCAUUCCAGAAUAUUGUAUGGAUUUAUGUAUUAGCUGCCUAUAUUAGUGUUAGUACAAUAUUAUUUGUUAUUGGACGAUUAACGCCAUAUGAAUGGGAUGAUCCACAUCCAUGUCGUCAAGAGGAUAAUGUUUUGGAAAAUAAUUUCAGUCUGAUUAAUAGUUUUUCAUUUACAAUUGGUACAAUGAUGCAACAAGGAUCGGCAGUUGCACCAAAAGCAAUGUCAACACGAACAAUAGCAGCAAUAUGGUAUUUUUUCACUUUAAUCAUGAUAUCAUCAUAUACGGCUAAUUUGGCUGCCUUUUUAACUGUCGAAAAAGUUGUCUAUCCCAUUGAAAAUGCCGAAGGUUUAGCUGGACAAACACAAAUUGAAUAUGGUUGUCUAAAAAGUGGUUCGACAAAAGCGUUUUUCAGUGAAUCUAACAUACCGGUAUAUAAACGAAUGUGGCAAUUUAUGCAAAGUCGGCCACAUGUAUUUACGAAAUCAAAUGCCGAAGGUAUUGCACGUGUGAAAAAAAGUAAUGGAAAUUAUGCCUAUUUAAUGGAAUCGGCUUCGAUUGAAUAUGUGAUCGAACGUGACUGUAAUCUAACACAAAUUGGUGGCCUUUUAGAUAAUAAAGGCUAUGGUAUUGCAACACGUAAAGAUUCACCAUAUCGUAAUCCAUUAUCACAUGCCAUAUUGAAACUUCAUGAAAAUGGUGUCCUAUUACAGCUGAAAGAACGAUGGUGGAAACAGAAAAAAGGUGGUGGACAAUGUACGGAAGAGACAAAAAAAUCAUCAUCGGUUAAUAAUCUAAGUAUUGAUCAUGUGGGUGGUGUUUUCGUCGUUCUUUUAGGUGGGCUAUCAUUUUCAUUCCUGGUUGCUAUAUUUGAAUUCGUAUGGAAAGCACGAAAAGAUUCACAUGAGUCAAUAUUUGAAGAAAUGAUUAGAGAUCUCAAAUUUGCAUUCGCCUGUCAAAGUAAAACGAAAAAUGUGAAGAAAAAAUUAAAUGAAGAAAUCUAUCCAGAACGAUAUGAUUAUAGUCCACCUAAUUAUGGCCCAGAGUUUGCACCAGUUUAUUGAUGUCAUGGAAAAUAAGGAAAUUUUUUCCUUAUCAAUAGAUUUCGCUUGAUAUCCAGUUACCAUGAUGACAAAUACAGUCAUAUUACUGGAUUCUAUCAAUUAUUAGACAUCAAAUGAAACAAGUGACUUAACCGUUUUUGGUAACAAAAAUAAACACUCAACAAAUGACAAAACGAAACGGAAAACCAUUUUUUCUUGCUCAACAAACCAAAAAAAACGACCAAUUUUUUCUGGUAAAAUAACCAUCUUUUUCAUUUUCAUCAUUUUGUCUACAUUGAAUUGUUGAAAUAAUUGUAACAAAUCAAAAGGAGAAUCCAACAAUUUUUAACCAAAAAUUUAUGGUCAACAGCAACGCACACAUUCCAAGAAUCGUCCAUUUUUUCUGCUGCCCAAAUGUACGUUUUGUUUGAACAGCAACAAUUUUUCUUAUUUAUUUAUCAACCCGUUAUAAACACAAACACACACACGGUCACAAAUAUUCCAAUAUUGAUCUCAUUUUUGGCCACUAUUAAAUUCUUUUCUCUUUGACAAAAAUAGCAUCGUUUUUUCUAAAAUAUAAAAUAAUCACAUUGUAAUUAAUAAUAAAUCAUAUAAUUAUCAUCACAA